AUGACAAUCGGUCGAUCGAAAGGCAGCUUUGUGGAAACAGGUCAACCACCAAGCGCAUCGGAGGGAAGCUCUCGGAGAGUACCUACUAGCGACACGGGUGACGAGGAUGAUGAGUCGAGCGUAUGCAGCAUGGAUGACCUCCAAAUAUGGAUGUCAGCAACUUCACUCUAUCUGCCCAAAACAUAUCAGCUUUUUGUGACGCAUCGUGGGCAAACGGUGCAUCUGCGUGUGCUCGCCAACAACACCGUUGGGGAUGCUAUACAAAGCAUUUUGACGGAUUUCAUUGUUGCAACGAGUGGGUCAUUUCCUGUGGAGCCCAAUAGGCUGGGCUAUCGUCUUUGCAAGCUGGAUCGACAGUCUCCAGGUGUGCGGAUAUGGAUGGAAUCUGAAAGACUGCUGGGAACAUACGAUCUGUUACAAGGGGACGAAGUGCGGUUGAUGCAUGUCGCCGACAAGGAAACGGCGUUGAUCUCGGUUCCACCAUCUCCCACCCAACAAUCACUCGAAUAUGGGUUUGACGUGACGGUGAGGGAGGCGGUCGCACAGCUCAAAGCUGCAAAUCCAGGCGAACACUCGAAAGAUGCAAAGUACGGCCUGUACUACCCGCGAUUGGCAUUAUGGCUGGACGACGGUCGAACGCUCUUCUCUUAUGAUCUGACAUCAGAGAGGAACCACUUGGAAUUCAGGGCGCUUGUGAACCAGUUUCUUCUGCGGAUUUAUCUCGUGGAGUUCAAUCAGAAGAUCGCUCUGAAAGUGCUACCAAAUCUGCGAGCUGCUGAUGUUAUCGCAAUGAUCAAGUAUCAGCUCAAAAACAGAAAGCUCGAGGUUGGGCAUAUUGGCGGUCGUUAUGGAAUCUACAUUCCUUCCAAGUCGAUUUGGAUGAAGGAGUCGGAUUCAUUGGAGGCAUAUGAGACCAUCAAAACGGAGGAUGUAGAGUACAAACUACAAUACGAACUCGUCCUGAUCCAAUGCGAUCUCUCAGAACACCAACAGGUAGCUUUGAACUACACAGAACCACUGCGGAUACAUGUGGAUGGCAAAACGACCGUGGAAACCCUGCUGGAAACUAUCGGCCUUUACAAUCCAGACAGCGCCGAAGAAGUAUAUUGCUUGUUUUCACCGGCCGGCGAUAGGCUUAACGAGAAGGACCUGGUGUGGACGGGAAUCAAGGACCUUGCUCCGGGUGAUGCGCUGAAGUAUCGCGCUGUCCCGAAGAAGGUCAUCUUGUCGAACAACCUUGAUUCGGACGUCAAGAUCGAUGUUGACCUCGAUUAUUUACGCCCCUUGGAGACAAAACUGCCAUUCAUAUGUCGUAGAUUUGGGAUUGCACGGAAACAUGUGCUGGGAAUUCAAACAGCAGAUGGCAAAGAGUUGCAGACGGACAAAUCACUCGAACAGCAGGGUGUAGCACCUGGGACAAAACUUGUGGUGAAACUGGACAACGCAACUCUGCGGAGUCCCAAUGCUCCCAGUACACCAUUGGCGACGACAUCAGAGGACACGAACAUAUGGGAGGAGCCGGAAGAGAACAACUUACAUAUGAUCAAAGACAACGACGGAACCAUGGUUGUCGGAUCCGCAUCGCUGAACAAGCUGGUGGAGAAGCUGACUGACGAGCUCGGGGAAGGAACUGUAAAAUAUCUGGACUACGUGAAAACCUUCCUCCUCACCUACCAAUCUUUCACCACGGGAUCCAAAUUGAACCUCAAGCUGAUGGAACGCUACCAUGCGCCUCGAUAUCGCAAAUCCACCUUCGCAUCCUACGACCAUUUCCGGCUGACGAUCCAACUCCGCGUCUGCAACGUGCUAUUGCAAUGGGUCAAAAGGCAUCCAAAUGACUUCUUGUUGUCCGUAAAUACGAAGGAAUCCAAGCGGAAAGAGGUUUCUCCGUUGUGGUAUGAGACUGCCGGGUUUGUGCAAGACGUGCUGGCGGUGGAUCACCCGAAUCUGGCCAAGCAGAUCAGGAGGAAUCUGGUGAAGAUAAAAGACAAUUCGCAUCCAGCAAUGGUCAAGCACCUCAUUCUCAAGUCACCCAUGAACACGGGCGACGUGGAUCCCCGGAAGAUGUCCGUCUUUUCCCAUCAAGUAGAAGAGAUUGCUCAACAGCUGACACUGAUAGAGCACGCCUUCCUGGCUGACAUCCUGCCAUCAGAGCUUCUCAACCAAGCAUGGAGUAAAUCGGACGCAGCAACAAGAGCACCUAACAUCACCGCUCUGACGAGGCGCUUCAAUGCCGUGGCGUGUUGGACGGCCAAGUCUGUUCUGGAGAUGAAAACGCCGCGAGCGCGAGCAAAGCGAAUGACGAUCCUGAUCGACGUCGCAACGCAUCUUCUCCAACUGAACAACUUCUCGACAUUAAUGGCCGUAAUCGCCGGACUGAACAAGGCGGCGGUAUCGCGGCUAAAACAGACGUUCAAGGAAGUUGGGGCCAAGAAUCUAAAGAAACUAAACGAUAUGGAGAAGCUGAUGACGGCGGAAGGCUCAUAUCGGAAUUACCGCGGGCAUAUGAAGACUGUCUCAAGGCCGUGGGUGUAUCUAAUCGAUUUGACAUACAUGGAGGACGGCAACCCCGACAACAUCGAGCACAGGAUCAAUUUCACAAAGCGGCAAAUGAUCAGCGGGGUGAUCAACGAGAUCCUCAGUUUUCAACAAACGGGAUAUACGGACAUCAAGCCAAUGGAAGAGCUAUAUAAUGUCAUUGCCCGGCUGCCCGCGGCUACGGAUGAAUACGAGAAAAUACUGUGGUCCGAGAGUAAGAAGAGGGAAUAG
Messenger RNA from Fimicolochytrium jonesii, 2769 nucleotides. RefSeq names its product ras guanine nucleotide exchange factor domain-containing protein. The record is from RefSeq and is a predicted model, not a curated record. Gene Ontology annotation, molecular function: guanyl-nucleotide exchange factor activity. Gene Ontology annotation, cellular component: plasma membrane. Lineage: Eukaryota; Fungi; Chytridiomycota; Chytridiomycetes; Spizellomycetales; Powellomycetaceae. Gene Ontology annotation, biological process: positive regulation of GTPase activity; Ras protein signal transduction. Bases 1 to 2769 code for a protein of 922 amino acids. The transcript is spliced from 17 exons.